Molecule: messenger RNA, 3465 nt
Organism: Baudoinia panamericana UAMH 10762
Lineage: Eukaryota; Fungi; Ascomycota; Dothideomycetes; Mycosphaerellales; Teratosphaeriaceae
Exons: 2
Coding region: 1-3465 (1154 amino acids)
Biological process (GO): isoprenoid biosynthetic process; ergosterol biosynthetic process; coenzyme A metabolic process
Cellular component (GO): peroxisomal membrane; endoplasmic reticulum membrane
Molecular function (GO): protein binding; hydroxymethylglutaryl-CoA reductase (NADPH) activity
Source: RefSeq, a predicted model, not a curated record
AUGCUCAACUCGCUCAUACCCACACGCUGGCGGCGUAACCUCGAGCUUCCCGACUCCGACAAGCCAGGCUACUACAACCGCCAAGUCACGCCGUACGUACAGGCGCUUUCGCACACCGCAUGCACCCAUCCGAUCCACACCAUAGCAUUCGUUGCGGUGCUUGGUAGUGCAUUCUACGUCAACUUGCUAGAGUCAGGCUUCUUCCAGCCUUCGCCGGCGGCGCUGGGUAACCGGGUCGAUCUCGAUGCGCUCUCGGCAGGGAGCAGGAGACUGCAGCUUGGGCCGGAGACUGCAUGGAAAUGGCAACUCGAGGAGAAUGGCGUAAGACAUGUGUCGGUGGACCAUGACGAGCUAGCGCUCGUGACGCUGGCUUUUCCGGCCAGUCAAGGCGCCCUCUAUGCGGCCCCAGAAGCAGAGAAAGUCCCAUUGUUGGAAGGCGGCUCUGCGGAGCUACUACCCUCAAGUUCGAACAUCCUCCUGGGCAUUUCCUCCGAUGUAACGCUGGCAUACGCCAUGCCAUACGCCGAGGUGCCGCAAGCGCUGGAAAGCAUCAAGGAGCUUCCGGCUUCCGGCUUAGUUGCGGCGCAGGAUGACGAGACGGACGAUGAGCCAAAACGGCCACAAUGGACGUUACGAACCGGUAAGCGCUCGACUUCAUCCAACGGCAUGCUUGAAUGGGCAGAGAACUCCUGGACGGCCUUUAUCGAUUUACUGAAGAACGCGGAAACACUCGACAUAAUCAUAAUGUCUCUGGGCUAUUUCAGCAUGUACUUGACUUUCAUCUCGCUUUUCCUCAGCAUGCGCCGCAUGGGCUCCAACUUCUGGCUGGGCACCACUGUCCUUUUCUCUUCGGCAUUUGCGUUUCUGUUCGGCAUUGUAGUGACGAUGAAACUGGGUGUUCCGGAGAACGUGGUCUUGCUUUCGGAAGGCGUGCCGUUUCUGGUUGUAACGGUAGGCUUCGAGAAGCCGAUCGUACUCACCCAGGCCGUGCUUUCGGCAGCUUUGCAGGCAAAACGGCCGAACCCAAACGGCAACGGCAAUGGAGACGCACCGCACACUAUUCAGAAUGCAGUGCAAACUGCUGUCCGAGAACGUGGCUUUGAGAUUGUCCGCGAUUACGCCAUCGAGAUCGCCAUUCUCUGCGCUGGCGCGGCUUCAGGAAUACAGGGCGGCCUGAGACAGUUCUGCUUCUUGGCUGCUUGGACGCUCUUCUUCGACUGCAUCCUGCUGUUCACCUUCUACACUUCCAUUCUGACGAUCAAACUUGAGAUCAACCGCAUUAAGCGGCAUGUCGCUCUCCGCAAGGCGCUCGAGGAGGACGGAGUCAGCCGGCGGGUGGCCGAGAACGUGGCGUCCAGCAAUGAGUGGCCGAAGGACGAGAGCAUACAGAGCUCCGAAGGCUACAGCAUCUUUGGCCGGAAAGUGCGCGACAGCAGCAUCCCUCGCUUCAAAGUGUUGAUGGUGACAGGCUUCAUUUUAAUCAAUGUGCUCAACCUCUGCACCAUGCCUUUCCGCGGGACGCGUAACAACUCGCCUGUCACCACCGCAGGCUUGUCGAGCGUCGUAACGCAGCCACCGAUGGACCCGUUCAAGGUUGCCGGGAAUGGCCUGGACUACAUCUUCAGCCAAGCGAAACGCAACGACCAGGCCAUCAGUGUCACAGUAUUCAACCCCAUCAAGUACGAGCUCCAGUACCCGUCGGUGCAUCACGCAGUCAAGCAAGGCUCAGACUGGUCUCUCUUCGACGGUGACUACCGGGAUGGUGUGUUCUCCGCCGUCGGCGGCAGGGUCGUGGAGAGCCUACUCAAGAGCUUCGAGGACCCCGUGCUUAGCAAGUGGGUUAUUGUGGCUCUGGCGAUGAGUCUGGCGCUCAACGGCUACCUAUUCAAUGCUGCACGGUGGAGUAUCAAGGAUCCUGACCAAGAGCAACAUGAUAGCGUACCGGAGGUCACCGUGCAGUCCGCGCGCCCGGUCAGUGCGCACAAGCACAAGCCGAGCAUAAACGGGGCGCUGGUUGCUCCCACCACAAAUGGCGAGCCGAAGGAGCCUGGAGCAGAGCCUCAUGAACCUAAUGGAUCACGAAAGCGGACACGGGAGGAAUGUGAGGAACUUUUGCGCGAGAAGAAGGCACCCUUACUCGACGACUCCGAAUUGAUCGAUCUAUCUCUGCGUGGCAAAAUCCCUGGCUAUGCGUUGGAGAAGACGCUUGAGGAUAAGACACGAGCUGUCAAAAUCCGACGAGCGGUCGUCUCGCGAACACCAGGUACGGCGGAAGUUACGUCCAAGCUGGAGAACUCAUUGCUUCCGUACGAACACUUCGAUUACGACCGCGUUUUCGGGGCCUGCUGCGAGAAUGUCAUUGGCUACACGCCGUUGCCGCUUGGUGUUGCUGGACCUCUGACGAUCGACGGCCGAAGCUACUACCUACCCAUGGCAACGACAGAAGGCGUCCUCGUGGCAAGCACAAGCAGAGGCUGUAAGGCUAUCAACGCUGGUGGCGGCGCCGUCACAGUUCUUACAGGCGACGGCAUGACUCGCGGUCCUUGCAUUGGCUUCGACACGCUUACCCGUGCAGCUGCGGCGAAGAACUGGCUUGACAGUGCGGAAGGACAGAAGGUGAUGCGUGAAGCGUUCAACUCGACCUCACGCUUUGCCAGGCUCCAAACGCUAAAGUCCUCGAUCGCGGGAACGUACGUGUACGUCCGCUUCAAGACUACGACGGGCGACGCAAUGGGCAUGAACAUGAUCUCGAAGGGUGUCGAACAAGCGCUGAGUGUCAUGCGUAACGAAGCUGGAUUCGAGGAUAUGGCCAUCAUAUCUGUAUCCGGAAAUUACUGCACCGACAAGAAGCCUGCAGCCAUCAACUGGAUCGAUGGACGCGGAAAAAGCGUUGUCGCUGAAGCUAUUAUUCCGGCAGAGGUUGUCCGAUCGGUGCUCAAGAGCGACGUUAACGCGCUUGUUGAGUUGAAUGUUGCGAAGAACUUCAUCGGCAGCGCCAUGGCGGGAAGUAUUGGAGGCUUCAAUGCGCACGCCGCCAACAUUGUUACUGCCAUCUUCCUCGCGACGGGUCAGGAUCCAGCGCAGAAUGUUGAGAGCAGCAAUUGCAUUACUGUUAUGAAGAAUCUCAACGGCAACCUCCAAAUCUCCGUCUCGAUGCCGUGCAUCGAAGUCGGCACCAUCGGUGGCGGUACAGUUCUCGAGCCUCAAGCCGCCAUGCUCGACCUCCUUGGCGUUCGCGGCGCGCAUCCUACUUCACCAGGUGACAACGCACGCCAGCUUGCACGAAUUAUCGCAGCCGGUGUGUUGGCAGGUGAGCUGAGUUUGUGUUCGGCGUUAGCCGCAGGACAUCUCGUGAGGGCGCAUAUGGCGCAUAACCGGAGCGCUGCGCCGUCGAGGGCACAGAGUCCGGGUAGGACUGGAUUGGCGAUCACCACUAGUACGGCAGGGCAGGAGGCGAGGAGGUGA